AUGUGGGACCUUCCUCAACUCCUCCAGUCGGUAAACCCAUGGGCCAACUUUAUCCCUCGAUGGGCCUUUAUCGUUACUCUGCCUUUCACUCUGUUCUACCUUGCUCUCGGUGGCAUUUCGGGCCUGUUUAUGGCCGACUAUGAGAGCAAUCGAUACUUUGAAUCUCUGGUCCAUUUCGAUCAUAACGUCGCCUUUGCAAAACAGUCGUGGAAGCCUGGCGAGCACGACGGUGGGGUCGGGCCCUAUUGGAUCCCCCAGCUUCGAAAUCCUUCCAACUGGUGGGUAAAGCUGGGCCUUGACCGAUUUGAUGUUUCGCUCAUUCUCGAGGAAAACGACACGCCUAUAGACCAAUUUGCUUGGCUUAACUCACUGUAUCGUAAAACUGACGAAGAAGGGGAGGGCGAAUGCUGGCAUCAUUGGAUCUACCCUCUCGAUGUCUGGGACAGUGCAUUCAACGAGCUACUACAGUAUCAUUACGCAAAUCCAGCACCUUGCGAUGCAAGCUUCCACUAUAUCUCAUGCCCUUCAUCAUUUCUCUGCGAUAUCUGGAAAACUCGGUCUCCUGCGUUGAUUCACUUCACGACUGAAAGGGCAAGCAUUCGGCCGGACAAGGACCAAGAAAACAGAAAGGCUAUGCCGGGUUAUACUCCGGUGACGGUGCGCAUAAUCGAGUUUCCUAUUACCAUAGAGACGGAGAUGGCUCUUAUGCCUGGCGUUUUCCCGAGCCCCUUCAACCAGAUGAAAAGCAUCACGAGCGAUUCGUCCAUCUGGCAAGAACACGUUCCUUGGUCAAUUCAGAACCAACUGAGGGUCAGACUUAACGAUAUAGUCAAACGAAAGAGCAUAGAUUAUCCCAGCUCUUUCGGACGAAUGACAAAACUGGAUAAAUGGCUGUCGAAAGACAUACUCGAGCCUUCAAGUUUGGAAAUAUCACGUGAAGCCCUUCUGGCUGUUGGGAUGGUGUCAACGUUUCUCGGAUCCCGGAUCGUUGAAAUAGCAGGGGAUCUACUUAAUACGUUUUCAGAGGCAGUAGAUGCCAACAAGAGAGGCCCAGGGGGGAGCACCAAGGAUCAUUUGACGACAAGGGAGAAGAGGGAGCCGAAUUUCAUAGCACAGGCGAUGCGUGAAUUCUUCGACACCGACCGUGAUCUUGCCCAUGAGAAGAGAAGAAGCUCGCAAAAAUUGCUGAGGAUUUGA
Clonostachys byssicola is the source of this 1197-nucleotide messenger RNA. NCBI's taxonomy places the organism in Eukaryota, Fungi, Ascomycota, Sordariomycetes, Hypocreales, Bionectriaceae. The record is from the annotation of a GenBank genome assembly.